Messenger RNA from Pelobates cultripes (western spadefoot toad), 291 nucleotides. Lineage: Eukaryota; Metazoa; Chordata; Amphibia; Anura; Pelobatidae. The record is from the annotation of a GenBank genome assembly.
AUGGCGGACACACCGGCCAGGGUGAAUGGCGGACACACUGGCCAUAUGACAGCUAGGGGCAACGGGCCUAAACAGCACUACCAAGAAGGCUCUGUAAAAGUUUCUGGGGAAUACUGCACAACAAAGGAGCUACUUACCACUGUGCAGAAACCCUGGUGGCCUUGUGGAUCCGACCAGCGAAAAGAUGCAGCCACUACGGGCACACACCAAGAGAAUCAAAAGCGGCAGUCCGGCAGCGCAGAUACCUUCAGUCCACAAAGCGUGAAAAAGCACGAUGUUUACGAGACGUAG